GGCUGCAGACCAGGCAGGAGCCUGACUUAUAAAUUGGAGCCAGUGAACAGGGACUUGGAGACACAAACACACUUGUGAGAGACUAGAGAGAAAGGGAGACAGUGAGAGACAGCAAGAGUCAGACAGACAAGAUGGCCACCACCAGCACGUCCCAGCAGCGCCCAGCCCUGGAGGAUGAAGACUCCAGCCUGGAUGAGUACGACCUCUACAGCCUGGGCCAUUCUUACCUGGGGGUCGGAGGCCGGAAAGGCCGCACUAAGAGGGAGGCUGCGGCCAAUACCAACCGCCCCAGCCCCGGAGGACAUGAGAGGAAACUGUCCACAAAGCUACAGAACACAGAGCGGAAACGGCGUGGGGCCCGGCCCUGACACGGAGCAGGAGAUGAGACCACAGCACGGACACCCCACAACCACGGCGACAGGACGGCAGAGGAAUCGGCACCCAUUGGGCCUGUGGGCCCCCACCCCACCCCACGGGCAAGACUUAAGCCACUGGAUUGAGACUCCUGGGAGGCCUCUGAGGAAGCACUCCUUGUUCCAUCAGCUCCAGAAAGGGCCAGAUGGAAGCAAGAAGCUGAGGAUGGGGAGGCAGGGCCAUGAAAGUACCCUGUCCCUCUCCCAAAAAGCAAGAGGCCGGAGACCUGGCACCACCCAGGCACCAUCACAAUGACAACAGCAAUAAAGGAGACACAGCAGAUGCA
Erinaceus europaeus (western European hedgehog) is the source of this 700-nucleotide messenger RNA. RefSeq names its product nuclear protein 1, transcriptional regulator (gene NUPR1). Gene Ontology annotation, cellular component: nucleus. Gene Ontology annotation, biological process: negative regulation of cell cycle; negative regulation of cell population proliferation. The record is from RefSeq and is a predicted model, not a curated record. The coding region runs from base 132 to 368 and encodes 78 amino acids. Lineage: Eukaryota; Metazoa; Chordata; Mammalia; Eulipotyphla; Erinaceidae. The transcript has 3 exons.